AUGAAUACUGGAUCACAAUUUCAAUAUCAAUUUCAACUUGAUGUCGAUAUAAGACGAACACAGCCAAGAUCGUUGUUUCAAGCAUUUGGAAAAUUUAUUUACGAGGUUGAAUGGAUUAGAAGACAAGGUCCAUCGAUUGUCCUCCUCAAAAUUGAUGGAGCUAAAGCAAAUCGUGAGGCCUCGUUCUAUGUUCAAUUGAGUUGUCAUCUACAUAUUGUUCGAAUAUUCGGUCUUGUGGAGAGCAAUCCAGAUUCAUUGAUGCUACUACAAGAACGUACACCAUUGGGCGAUCUUGCUGAAUUAUUACGUGAGAACAAUUUUCGACCGACUGAAAAAGUUUUAUUUGAGAUAUUUGUACAAUUAUGUGAGGCACUAAUCUUUCUUGCUUAUAAUGGCAUUGUACAUGGUGAUCUUGCAUGUGGAAAUGUUCUCAUCUUUCACCAGAAUCCAACUGAACCAAUCAAUAAUUUGGUUAAAUUAACCGAUUUUGGAUUGACUCGAGCAAGUCCAAUUUAUUCGGUUGUUGAUAGUUCAUCAUCGUCAACCAUAACUACAGUACCUGUUCGAUAUGCAGCACCAGAGAUUCUUCAAACGAUGGAUGGAUCGAACUAUUCUGAGAAAUCUGAUGUGUAUUCAAUGGGUGUUCUGAUGUGGGAAGCAUGUUCUCAAGGUACAUUACCUUAUCAGUGGAUCGAGAGAGAUGAAGAUAUUCGACGUCGAAAACAAAAUAAUGAGAGAUUACCUCGACCUGCAUCAUGUAGUCAUCAAUUAUGGACAAUCAUAAAUCAAUGCUGGCAUCUAAAGCCACAAAAUCGUCCCGAUUUCCGAUUAUUAAAACGAUCAUUGUUAACUCUUCUGUUUGGAUCAGUAUCUGAGUAA
Rotaria sordida is the source of this 879-nucleotide messenger RNA. The record is from the annotation of a GenBank genome assembly. NCBI's taxonomy places the organism in Eukaryota, Metazoa, Rotifera, Eurotatoria, Philodinida, Philodinidae.